This is a messenger RNA of Plasmopara halstedii, 780 nucleotides long. RefSeq names its product NLP-like protein. The transcript has a single exon. The record is from RefSeq and is a predicted model, not a curated record. The coding region runs from base 1 to 780 and encodes 259 amino acids. Lineage: Eukaryota; Oomycota; Peronosporomycetes; Peronosporales; Peronosporaceae.
AUGGAGCUCAUAAGCUUUCAUUUUCAAUUUUUCUUACUACCUCACACCAGUAUGCUAUCAGUGGUGUUGUUUCUGGUUGCCUGUAUAAAUGUGGCACAUGCAGACGAUGAACAACGAUCUACGAUCCACAAGUUGCAAUACGACGAAAUCAAGCCGAUCCCCGGUGUAGAAAGCAAUUCUCUCAUUAAUUCAAUCGCCCUCCAUUUCCAGCCGAUGCUCUUCAUUUCCAGCGGUUGCCACCCUUAUCCCGCCGUUGACGAACAUGGCUAUAUUAGCAACGGCCUUGGGGUUUCUCACUUGUUUACCGAUUGUAUGGGUUCGCCACAGGGAUCUCAAGUGUAUGGUCGCGCUUUUGCAUUCAGAGGUCAUUUGGCCAUUAUGUAUUCAUGGUAUUUCCCACGAGAUUUCAUGACGGCACCUUUCUAUAUUGGACACCGUCAUGGAUGGGAACACGCCAUCUUAUGGUUCGGACCUGAUACGGAAAACCCGACAUUGCUUGCUGUGACUGUUGAAUCCACGUUUGGCUACAAAACAUACGCUCCACCUCCCUCCAAAUAUAUGCAUGGCGACCAUUUCAAACUGAAAUACACUUGGUUGGGUGUAACUCAGCACUAUUUGACUGCUACAGAAAAAUCUGGAGAGUUCCAGGACUUGAUCAUGUGGGACUGCAUGGACGAACACGUCCGCCACUCCUUAAACCACAAGGUUUCGCACAACUUUGACCCCCCAAUCCGUGACGACAGAUUCUUCCAUGCUCUUCGCAAAUCGUUUCCUUUUUAA